Molecule: messenger RNA, 8155 nt
Organism: Procambarus clarkii (red swamp crayfish)
Lineage: Eukaryota; Metazoa; Arthropoda; Malacostraca; Decapoda; Cambaridae
Source: RefSeq, a predicted model, not a curated record
AUUUUUUGUUGUACUUAUUUUAAUUGGUUUAUUUUUUAACCGUACACCUAUCCUUCAGCGACGAGAUAAAGUUAAGAUUUACACAAUAAGUUCAGGAAGUGCCUACAUCUAAAACCUGAACAGCAUUAAAAAUUAUGAAAGCGUAUGUCACACAAGCACGCACUAUAUUUAAAAUAAUUUUUUUUUAUCUUAUUUUCGUUAGGUUCAGUUAGGUUUGGCUGUGUUAGGUUAGGGUUGUUUAAAGAGUAGCAAUGAUGUAGACAGGUCAAACUUUUCUCAGGUCUUUGAUACUACUCUUUUUAAGAUUUGAUAACUUUUUAAUUAUCCCGUUUGAUUUUAUGUCAUAGAUAAUUGGUUACAAGGCAUUAGUAUUUUACCAAAAUUCAUGGUUUUGGGUUUGAAAACUUUUCUAACCCUUAGAUAAUUUCAAACAUCAAUUGACAUACAAGACCCAUAAUUAGAACACUUAGAAUAUCUUUGGUACAGGGUGCAUCAUUGCUAACAAACAUGUUUGUUAAAGUAAUUGAGCAAUUUUUUUAAUUUACCAUGAAAUGUUAAAAUUUCCUUAGAUUUUGUAUUAGGAAACUUUAUGAUUAUACAGCUUAUUAUUUCUUUACAUCAAAGUCUUAUCUAUAGAUGAAGGAUCAUCCGGAUGAGAGAGAACCUUGAAGCUUACCAGACCUUUCAUAAUGAAGGAGUUCUCGCCAAGUGCCACCAAGUACAUGUGGCAAGAAACUAUGAACAUGUCUGGGCUGUAGAAGCCAUAAUGGGACGUGGUGACAGGGGCAGACGGGGGCGUAGGAGAGGCUAUGGCUCCACUGGGUUUGAGGAAGCUGGGGGUUACAUGGCAGUUAAAAUUGCUAAGCUACAGAAUCAGUACAAGACCUCUGUCACAACAACUGUUGGUGAAGACAAUCAAGGAGUAUUUAAAGGUGUUGCAAUCUUUGUGAAUGGGUAUACAGAACCAACAGCAGAAGAGUUGAAACGCAUAAUGAUGACUAAUGGCGGCACUUAUCACCACUACUAUUCUCGCAGUAACACCACCCACAUCAUCGCCAGUAACCUUCCAGAUACUAAAAUAAAGAACUUGAACACAAGUAAGAUUGUAAGUCCAAAGUGGAUUACAGAGUCACUGGAAGCUGGACAUCUGCUGGACUACACUAAGUAUAUUCUCUACACUCAUCAAUCCACAAGUCAACCCAAACUGUCUUUUAAACCAUCAUCCUUAACAAAAGGCAAGGAUGAUUCAAGUAUUGGAAAUUUAGUCACAGUACGUAGCUCAGUAGAAAACACACUUGCAGGUAAUGGCGCAGUCUGUCGAGAAAUCAGCAAAGAGACAUCAUUGGUUGAGCCAGUGCACUUAGACACGGUAUUAAGCAGUAGCAAAACAAACUCGUGUUUAACUACUCAAAAUAUGAGUAGUGAUGAAAGGCAUAAACAUUCUAGUAUGACUGCAUUACAUAUUUCUAGCCCAACAAAAGAUCACUCUAUGAGCACUGCAAACCCAGGAUUUCUCUCUGAAUUCUAUAACAAUUCAAGGCUUCACCAUAUCUCAACAAUGGGAGCCAUGUUUAAGCAAUAUAUAAAUGAGCUACAGAGUAAAGAGGAAGGUUUUCCUGGACGAAGAAAUUUAAUCGAGUGGAUAAAAAAUAAAAGUGGAGAAAAUAAUUUAUCUAGUGUAUAUUCUGCUGAAGAUUUUACAACAGGAAAAAAUUCUGUGUCUGUUAUAAAGAAAAGAAAAAGAACUAUUAUGCAUAUUGACAUGGACUGUUUCUUUGUGUCUGUGGGUCUCCGUAAGCAUCCAGAGUUACGUGGCAAACCUCUAGCUGUGACACAUGCACGGGGUAACCAGAGAUCUCACGGACGAGAAGGAAUGGAUAGGCAGUAUGAGUUUAACUACUAUAAGGACCGAGCUAAAAAACGACUACAAAGAAAAAUGCAGCCAAUGGCUGCUGCCAAAUCGGGAAAAUUUGAUGGAGAAUUUGAAUAUUUUGAUGACGAAAAUAAUGAGGUGAACCCGAGUACGGGCAGUGUAGUGGUUCCUGCGUCUAAUACAAAGUUCUCAACAGUGACUUCAAUUGAUGAUACAAGCUCGUUGUCAGAAAUUGCAUCAUGUAGCUAUGAAGCGCGUAAAGCUGGUGUGAAAAAUGGCAUGUUUCUUGGGCCAGCACUGAAGCUGUGUCCUGACCUUCAGACAAUACCCUAUGAUUUUGAUGGAUACAAAGAAGUUUCAUUCAAACUCUAUGACAUUGUUGCCAGUUUUACGCAUGAUAUAGAAGCGGUUAGCUGUGAUGAAAUGUAUGUUGAUUUAACGGAACUGCUUCAAACCUGCCAGGUCACACCUGAAGACUUUGCAACUUAUCUUCGGGAUAAAGUACAGGCAGACACAGGUUGUCCAUGCUCAGCUGGUAUGGGACCCAACAUGCUGGUGGCCCGCAUGGCUACUCGACUAGCUAAACCCAAUGGCCAGCACCUGGCAGAUCCUGAUGACUUGCCUUACUACAUGAAGGAUCAGAAGGUCUCUGGUCUACCAGGUGUUGGCUGGUCCCUUGAAAGCCGUCUGCAAAGUGAAGGAAUACAAACUUGUGGGGACUUGCAGGCUAAAACUCUUGGUCACUUGCAAGCUGCUUUUGGGGCACGAACAGGCCUGUCCCUAUUUAACUACUGUCGAGGAAUUGAUGAUCGUCCAGUAAAGAGUGAGCAUGUGAGAAAAUCAGUUUCUGCUGAAGUGAAUUACGGAAUCCGGUUCACCUGCCAGAGUGAUGCCGACAAGUUCAUCAGAGAGUUGGCUGCUGAAGUGGAGAAUAGACUUAAUGCUAUUAAACUGAAGGGCAAAUGCAUCACACUCAAGCUCAAGAUACGUGCAAAGGAUGCCCCUGUAGAAACAGCAAAGUUUAUGGGACAUGGUGUUUGUGACAACAUUACCAAGUCUGUCUCGGUAGCCUCUGCAACUUCUACUGCGGCUGUCAUAGAAAGAGAGGCAUUAUCUUUACUUCACCAAGUGAAAGUUCCGCCACAGGACUUCAGGGGCGUUGGUAUUCAGGUGUCACGUCUGGAGGGACACCAAGGACAGUCAGGUGGCUCUGGAUCUUGUGGUGGAUCUUCUAUUAAAAGCUUUUUGUUAGCAGGCAAGAACUGUAUCAAGAAAAAGGCCAUUAACCCCAAUACCAAUCCACUUAAUUCUUUAGAAACUAAUCAAUCACCAUCUUUAGAAGAAAAUGGGCUUUCACAUAUCAAUAUGAACACAAAUAAUAAUGUGUGCUCAGUUGCACAGAGCUCCAUGUUUCAAUUUACGAAAGAAAAAUGCUACUCAAAAAAUGGUACGGCACAACCAGGACCAAGUAUGGAUCAGCCUGCACCAGCAUCGUCAACAAGCAAAAGUGUGUCUGCACAGAAAAACAACAUAGACCUAGAAGUUCUCAUGGCUCUCCCUGAUGACAUGAGAGAGCAAGUAAUAGCCGAGUAUCGCCAGCAAGGCUACAUCAUCCCGUCAGUCGGUGAUAGUGUUGAACAUAAACCUGAGGUAAUGGAUGGUGAACCUAAACCAAGCACAUCGGGCUAUGUGGCUCCGGUUAAAAAAUCUGGGAAACGAGAAUCCGAAACUAGCACACACGGCUAUGCAAAGAUGUCCACGAAUCAAGGGAAAGGUACUUCAAAAUUAAAUAUUGGUAAAUUAAAUGGAGGAAAUGAUUUUGAAAUUAGUAAGGAAAGUGAAGGCAGUACAAAGCAAGGAAACAAGAACUUCAAUGGCACAGUCUCCAGUGAUAACACAAUUGCUAGAGAGAGAGCUGGUGAGAAUACAGAUGGUAAAAGUAACUCUUCAACAGUUUCAGAAGAUGCACAAAAUGAAGCAUUAAUUACCAGCUUUUCUCAGGUGGAUACAAGUUUCCUUGAAGCCAUACCUGAAGAUCUGAGGGAAGAACUCCGCCAGGACUUUGAGCACAAAAAGCAAGCUGGAGCAAUGGCAUCAUUAUCACCAAAUAAACAGCGGCCUCAAAGGACAGGACCAGCGGGUGAUGGAGGUUCACUUGGGAAGAGGGAGAGCAGAGAUCCUCACCAGGCAGGAGCAGGAGGACUGAUGACCCUUAUGCAUCCCGGGUCACGACAGCAGCCGGCUCAUGCACACACUGCCAGUCAUUCUGGAAAUUCAUCUACAAGGAAAGUUCCCUUGGCACCUGGUAAAAAGAGGAAUAAACUGAGCAAGGCCAAAAUGCCAGGAGUCAACACAUCGCCAAGAAAACGGUACCCUCUCCUGAGAACAUCAGGGAGCCAGCUAACGCCAGAGAACACAAAUGUAAACGAAGAGUCUGUUGCGUCGAGUACGCUGUCAACGUUAGGGGAAGGAAAUUCAAAAGAAACAAGGGUUGAUGCUGAUAAGGAUAUUCCCAACCUUUGUGGAGUUGAGGAGAUGUCUGAAGUGAAGUCAUUAAUCCGUGAGUGGGUAUCAUCAUGUUCACAUCCGGAGGAAGAGGAUGCUGAAAUAUUGGCAUGCUUCUACACUAGCCUCAUCAGUCACCAUGAUCUUGAAAAGCUAGAUGUCCUUAUGAAGUACCUUUACAGGCAAGUUCUUAGACGACAAAAUGAAUUUUGGGAGUCGGCAUACAGAACUGUGGUUGGAAUAGUUCAGGGUGCCAUGCUGGAACACCACGAUGUCAAGCUCAAGGUUCUUCAUUUGUGACACAUUGCACUGCAUUUCCAAUGUGAUUAACAAUUUUAUAGUGAUAUAUAUAUAUAAGGUAAUUUUAAAUAUCUUUUUAUACAGUACAGUAUUAGGAAUUGUAUUCUAUUAGAAAUUUUGUAUUGCCAGUCAAAUCACUGUUACUAAUUUAAUCCAAGAGUAAAGUGAGCCUCAGUAUUGACAUAGUAAGGUUGUAUCGGUAGAACAGCAUUACUGAAGCCAAUUGCACUUCUGGUCAGACUCAUGUGAGAUAUAAAAUAAGUCCUUAGAAUUAAUUUUGGUAAGUUAUUCCCUUUCCUAAAUGUACAUUGUGUUACAAAUCAUAAGAAACAUAUUUCGUUGCAGUAAUUGUGGCAUAUUCAUAUAAUUAUUUCCAAUAUUCUCGUGAAAGACAGUAUAAUUCCGCCUAAAAAUAUCAAUAUGUAGUGUUACUGGGUUUAUUUACUGAUGACCGUACAAUAUUGAUGGACAUAUUUAGGGAACAGGUUGCAUGAACCGUUUUGACUUGCAUGUCAUGAAUGACACACUACAGUAUAUGCCAGUAGAAACAUGUGAUAUGUAUUUGUCACACUUGCAUGCUGAAGCCUUCAGCCUAAAAGCAGUACAGUAUUAUUUUGAACACGUAACACUGUCGAAAUAUGCGCGUACUGUAAUACACAACUACAGGUACCAGUACCGGGAAAUUGCAAUUCUUGAUCCAUUCCCUCUGACUUAUUACUGUACUGUAAUCCAAUUGUGGUUAUUUCAUUAAAUAUAUUUAUAUAUGAUUAAAUUGGAAGACUUGUCGAGUUAAUGUAAAAGGAAAAAAAUUACUAUUGCCUUUAAAUUUUGAUAAGGAAAAUAAAGGUUGCAUUAUGCACUUGCUCUUGCUGACCAGUGUUGUUAUUUUUGUUUCACAUCAACUGUUGCCUAGUCAUUUCUAAUAUUUUAUUCUAAAUCAAAUUAAUGAUAACAUAUUGUAAUAGCAAAACAAUUACAAUAUAUAUGUAUAGUGUGUCAUUAAAUAAACUUGCUACUGGCCGCUUCCAUCAUUUGUUUGUAGAGUACUGUGAACAUUUCGUGUUUCGCUUUGUACAUCAUUCUAGUUAUUACAAAUAUGUUAAAAAACUUUAUUAAUUAAAGCCAAAAUACAAAAACUCUUCAAUGAUAAUUCAACUAGAAAACUAUAAGAUUUUCAGUAUGUACAGAACUGUACUACCACGUGUCUUUCCGGUGAUGUCAUAACUGUGUGUUUUAAUGCUCACUCAUAACCAUCUCACUGCUAUUAACUAUCUCUCCAUCAUACUGUAUCUAUCUGCAGUAAAUGUGAUAACAAUAAUACAGUGAUAUGAUAACAAUAAUAUUUGAGAGAGUGAUUAGGAGUCAGGUCACCAAUUUCAUGGAGACCAAUGACCUUCACAACCCAGGCCUCUGAACCUUCUCCAUCUUUGUCUUGUGCUUGACUAAAUAUGAACUUUAUGCUGGAACUGCAUACUCCAGGACUGGUGUGACUUAAGCAAUAAACCGAUUUCUUAUGCAGUUCUUAUGUUAGCCAACCUCGUAUAUGCCACUAAUGAUACUGUAUCUAUUUGAUGUGGACUUCGAGUGACAGGCACGAGAUGAUAUCAACCCAUAGGUCCUUCUCACUCCAUUUCAUGAACAAUUUCAUCUCCCAUUUGGUACCUUGGGUCCGGCCUUCUACUACCGACACCUAGUUUCAUUAUUUCACAUUUACUUGAGUUCAACUUUAAUAGCCAUUUGUUGGCCCAUUCGUUGGCCCAUUCUUUCAGUUUGUCCAGGUCAUCUUGUAACUUCUUGCUAUUUUCUUUUGUUUUAAUCCUCCUCAUUACGUUUGCAUCAUCAGUAAACAAUUAGAAGACUGUCUUUUCCCUCUGAAUGAUUAUUUACAUAUGGGAAACAGGAUAGUUCCAAGAACUGAACCCUGUAAGAGACUGUUAGCGAUAUCUCGCCACUCUGAGAUCUCUUAUUAACUUGCUAUCUUAUGUUGUUUAAAUACUCCCUUAUCCACUGGAGUACCUUCCCUGUCACUUCAAUCUACUUCUCCAACCUAUGGAGUACUGUGUCAAAGGCUUUCUGACAUUCAAAAAAUAUGCAAUCUGCCUGCCCAUGUCUAUCUUGUCUAAUUUUUAGUUGUCUGGUCAUAGAUUUCUAUUAAACUUGUAAGGCAAGAUUUAUCAUCCCUGAACCCGUGCUAGUGAUUUUACAACGUUCCUUCUCCAGAUGUUCUAAAAGUUUUUCACGCAAUCUUCUUGAUCACCUUGCAUGGUGUACAAGUUAGGAACAUUAGCCUGUAGUUCAGUGCCACCUCUCUCUCUCCCCUUUAUUGUAUAUAGAGACUACAUUAACUAUCAUCCGACUUUCUGGUAGUUUUCCUGUUUCCAGUGACCAUGAUUUAAUUACUGAUCUUUCAUGAUCUUUCAGUGAUCAUGAUUAAUGAUCUUCCAAUGAUCAUUAAAAAUGUGUUAACUUAUUUGUGUGUUUUAUAAUGGUUUCCUACACGAAAUGUACAUUUCGGUGUUAAAAUUGUAAUAAUCCUAUUUCUCUACCUAACCCUGUGAAAUUAGAAGUGUAUAGAGGAGUCUUUUUGUAAGGCUCAUCGGAAACCAUUCGUUUCCGAUGAGCAGGUGCCAACUGUAAUCAUAAACGGUCUUGCGGAGGGUCUGCCCUCAUACUUGGAUAAUAACCCCCAUUCUCGGAUUACAAGAACAUGGUAUAUCUGGUUGAGAUACUUUCAAGUCCAUCAUGGUUCAUUCAGUAGUGUGAACACCUGAGGAGUUGAGGAAUGUGUAAGUUUGAUACCAUCACGUGCUUGAAUAUUAUCUGCACUGCAGAGUGGGCCACACUUGUUACUUCCUUUAGAAUUACUAUAGAUUUCCCUAUACUGUAGUCUCCUUUGAAAUGCUUGCUCACUUUGCCCUCCAAGAUUCCGAUGCAUUAGUUAAUUUUAUUGUAUGUCAUGAUGGUGUGUAGUUGUUAUUUCCAAAUGUAUAUAUCAAUAUUUUAAUAGUAAUUAAGGCAGUAUCUGUUGCAUAUGUUUGUUUUUUGGUUUCAUGCAAAUAUGAGUAUAUAAAUUUGUAAAUAUGUAUAUGUAUGUUUGUGUUUUUGUGUACUGUAUGUAUGUAUCUCCAUGAUUAGACAGCAGUGAGCCAUUUAAAAAAAUAUUUUGUAUACUCAGGGUGUGAUAGUUAAGGAUGAAGUGAAAUGUUAUGUUAUGGACAGAAAUUAUAACACUUCUCUUAGGGAAGUUAAUCAAACAUGCAUUUUAUACUGCUGACGAUCUUUAGUUGUCUUUAAUGUCUUUAUUUGUCUUUAGUUGAUGGAAUAAAAUUAAAUAAAUUUAUAGUCUGUAAUAUAUUUCAAAUAUACGGUAAUUCAAAUUUGUACUUUAUUAGAUAUUGAUUUAAAACCCGCAUUUAUGAGUUUUCAUCCUUAACAGGUAUAAGAAACGAUUAAAAGUUUUUAUUGUAUAUUUUAUGA